AUGGCCGCCGCAAGAGGAACCGCAAAGGUGCUCCAGAAGCUCGAAAAGUCUGUCGGCGAUGGAAACUACUACGAGGCUCAUCAGAUGUACCGCACCGUCGCCAAUCGUUAUGUGAAGGCACACAACUACAAGGAUGCGAUCGAUCUCUUGCGCUCGGGAUCAAUGCUUCUUCUCAAACACAAACAGGCCGGCUCAGGAACCGAUCUGGCAUUAUACCUCGUCGAAGUCUACAACCUCGACAAAGUUCCCGUCACCGAAGAGUCUCGAGACCGCAUUUUUGAUCUCGCUGACUUGAUGGACGCCGAGAACAGUCAGAGAAAGACCUUCCUCCAGAACGCCAUCAGCUGGUCGGCAAAUAAUAGCGAGUACAAGAACGGCGACCCUCUUCUUCAGCACUACAUAGGGUUACUCUUCUGGAAGGAGAAGGACUUCAACCAGGCAGAGGCACAUUUAUUGGUUGGAACUCAAGAGAGUGCCGAGGCUUUGGGAUUGACCCUCUUCGAGUGGUCAGAGUUGGAACCCAGCCACGACAAGGGCGCCUACUUGUUGCGUGGAGUCCUUCAGGAAUUGGCCAUGCGCAACCUUCGUGAUGCCAACACCGUGUUCAAGACCUUUGUGGAGCGUUUGCCUGCUGCCUACCUGGCUGCUGACCAAACGUCCCCCAAUGGCAAGACUAUUCAGACCUUCAAGUCGUCGCUCUUGAACUUGACGCAGAUGCUGCUGUUGGCAUGUGAGACUGGAAAUGCCUCCAUCUUCAAGCAGAUCGCUGCCAAGUACAAGCCCGUGCUGGCCAUUGACGAGAACUUUGGAGAUUUGAUGACAACAAUUGGAGAGCUUUUCUUCAACAUCAGGGCACCCAAGCAGGCAAACAUGUUGGCAGAUCUCAUGAGCAGUCUCUUUUCGGGACCUCCUCCUGCAGCAUCGGCAUCAUCAAGGCCAGCUCUUGGACAGGGAGCGCCACAGCCUGCCAUUGAGGAGAUGGACUAG
Messenger RNA from Linnemannia hyalina, 987 nucleotides. NCBI's taxonomy places the organism in Eukaryota, Fungi, Mortierellomycota, Mortierellomycetes, Mortierellales, Mortierellaceae. The record is from the annotation of a GenBank genome assembly.